Molecule: messenger RNA, 573 nt
Organism: Volvox carteri f. nagariensis
Lineage: Eukaryota; Viridiplantae; Chlorophyta; Chlorophyceae; Chlamydomonadales; Volvocaceae
Exons: 7
Coding region: 1-573 (190 amino acids)
Source: RefSeq, a predicted model, not a curated record
AUGGCAACCGUGCCGUCACCCGGCGAUUCCGUUGACAAGUUAGAUGAGCUGUAUGAGGGCUUCCGAAGCAAAUUUCCAGAUGUGCCUGAGGUAACCGUCCAGCAGCUGCACGGCUGGAUGAAUGCUGCCAAGGCCAUGGACGGAACCCCGCCUGUAGUUGUGGACGUCCGGACGCGCGAUGAGCAGCAGGUGUCCAUGCUUCCUGGCCCCGAUACGAUGACUCAACGCCAGUUUGAGGAGCGGGGACCGGAUUACUUCAGAGGACGCAGUACUGCUGGUUACCGCAGCGGCCUCUUCGCCGAUAAGCUGAGGCGCAAGCACGGGCUGGAGGCGUACAACUUGCGUGGCAGUAUCCUGGCGUGGACGCAGGCAGGGUACCCGCUUGCAGACCCACGGGACGGCAAGCCCACCGAUCGAGUCCACGUGUUCAGCAAGGAUUGGUCACUCCAGGGUGAGGGCUACGUGCCGGUGACGUUCCGGCGAUCCGUGGUUCCGUUGGUGCUGGAUGCGGCUGGAGGGCUGUGGGAGUCGGUUUUGCGGCUGCUGUCCGGGAGGAGAGGGAAGGCGACUUAA